Messenger RNA from Homarus americanus (American lobster), 624 nucleotides. RefSeq names its product basic proline-rich protein-like. The transcript has a single exon. Bases 1 to 624 code for a protein of 207 amino acids. NCBI's taxonomy places the organism in Eukaryota, Metazoa, Arthropoda, Malacostraca, Decapoda, Nephropidae. The record is from RefSeq and is a predicted model, not a curated record.
AUGGGCAACGACGCCACUGGAAGGGAUCCCGUGGUUGCUGCCGAUCUUGGGAGAGCCCCUGUGAGGCCCCCUGUGGGGGUCGCCGGUGCCCCUGGAAGGGCCCCUGCAGGCACCGUCACCCCUGGGAGUGCCAUUGGGGGCGCCGCCACCCCUGGAAGGGCUCCAAGGAUGCCGCAACCCUUAGGAGGGCUACUAGGGGGUGCUGACGCAAUGGGAGAGCCCCUAAGAGCGACCCUGGGGUCGCCGCUGCCCCUGGGAUGGCCACCAGAAGGGCUGCCGCUCCUGGGAGAGCCGCUAAGGGCGCCACCGACUAUGGGAGGUCCUCGGUCCUCCUCUACCCCUGGGAGGGCCCCUGGAGGCAACACUGUGUCUGGGUGGUAUCCUCUGGUCGCUGCCACCCCGGUGAGUACCUCUGGGGGUACCAACGCCCCUUGGAGGGAUCCUGGGGUCGCGGCCGACCCUGGGAUAGCCCCUGGGGUCGCUGCUGCCCCUGGGAGUGCUCCUCGGGUCGCCGCCACACCUGAGAGGUCCCCUAUCGUAGCCACCGCACCUGGAAGGACCGUAGGGAUGCCGUCACCUUUGGGAGGGCUCCUGGGAGUUUCGCCGCCCCGGAAGGGUCCCUGA